AUGGCUGGUGAUCCAGAAAUCGAGCGUGAGGAUGACUUAGCACAGAAUCCCAUCCAAAAAAUGACAGAGUUGAAGCAGUUGAGGUCCAGCACGAAGGGAAACAUUGGCCGUAUUAAAAAUUUCAUUGUGAAAAAAGGUUCGGCGUUGUCAAUAGAAGAGCUUGAAUGCAGACUGGGCAUUCUCGAAUCUUAUUUUAAGCAAUGUAUAAGCGUGCAGGCGAGUAUAGAUAAGAUUUGUCCAACCGCUGAUGUUGCUGCAAAUGCUGCUGUUGUUGCCGAAGUGGAAGAGACUUAUGUUACGACGAAGACCAAGAUUAUGACGUUCUUGUCAAAGCGUCGACCGUCAGCUCCUGAUACUAGUUUCCUCAACACAACCACGUCGGUGUCUGUCCCUCGAAUACGUCGGGAGGUCAAAUUACCGACAUUUGAAGGGAAGUAUUCUGAAUUUCCAAAAUUUAUUUCACUUUUUAAUAAAUUAAUUGAUCAGGACAAAUCCCUUGAUGACUGCGAGCGUUUUUUGAUUUUGAAAGAGCAUCUGGGUGCAAGACCAUUGGCAGCGGUUGCAGACUUUGACGUCACCGAGGAAAAUUACCUGAAGGCUGUUAAGCGGUUGACUGAAUGCUUCGACAAGAAGUCUUUGAUGUUCGAAGAGCACGUUUCAGCUCUAUUCUCAAUACAAAGGGUUAGUAAACCAUCAGCAAAUCAUCUACGGCACGUCAUAGAUUCCGUCAACGCACACAUCAGUGCAAUGUUGUCACUGGGUGACUAUAAAAACAUUGCCAACUCUAUGAUCAUUCACCUGGUAAUGGAAAGGUUGGACGAAGAGUCACAAGUGAAGUGGGAGGAGUCCGUAGACUACCGAAAGAUUUCUACAUGGGAAGAAUGCUCUGCAGUGCUGAGUAGGCGUUGCCAAAAUUUAGAAGCACGUGAGUCAAAAGGCUUGUCAUUAGAAUCAAAAUCAACUUACACACAGAAAAACAGCAAAAAUAAACAAUCGUCGCUGGCGAUUACCAAGUCGUCAUGUGGUAUAUGCAAUGGAGGAAGUCAUGACCUAGCUGAAUGCAACGAAUUUCUUCGAAUGACAUUACGAAACCGGUACAUAGCAGCGCGAAAGUCAAAGGUUUGUUUUACUUGCUUACGGAAAGGCCAUUGGCAGAAAGUAUGCACAGCGCAGAAAUGUAGCGAAUGUGGUGCUGCCCACCACAAACUUCUACACAAGAUUUCUUCACCGCCUGCGAAUGUUGUUGUCGCGCAACACCAGCAACAAAGCGAUAAACUAAAUGAUUUGGUGGCUGCUUCGACUUCUCGCUCAGCUGUUUUGAGCACUGUCGCUGAGCCGGAGGUGUUUUUAGCUACUGCAGUGGUGUUGGUGAGUGACAGCUUUGGAAGAUUCCAUCGUGCUAGAGCGAUUCUAGAUUCUGCCUCUCAAAUAAAUCUGAUGUGCGAGAAAUUAGCUCAAAAAUUGUUGUUGAAGAGGUCACCUUGUGAGCUAGCUGCUAUUGGGGUUGGUGAGGUUUCCACAACACUCAAAAAGUAUGCCGUAGCAAAACUGAAAUCAUCUGUAAACGAGACUGAAUACAAUUUGGGAUUCUUUUUGUUGCCUCGUAUAACGACCCCAAAACCAGACAGGCAUUUUGAUGUUUCGUCUUGGAGUAUUCCAAAGAAUAUAAUACUUGCUGAUCCAGACUUUAAUACACCGGGACGCAUUGACUUGCUGCUAGGCGCUGAAAUUUUUUUAGAUUUAUUGUGCGUCGGCCGUAUAAUGCUUCAGCCAGAUUUACCAAGGCUUCAAAAGACAAGACUAGGAUGGAUUGUUUCUGGAAAGGCAGCAGAAUGUUCUGUUCCGUUCCGCUCUCACAGUUUGAUGAUAAACAGUUGUGAGUCAGCUGAUAUUAAGCUCGACCAGCAAUUGGAGAAAUUCUGGGAAGUGGAACAAGUAAAUAAUAAGAAAAAGUUCUGGACAGAGGAAGAGGCAGAGUGUGAAAAAAUAUUUUUGGAAACUACUCAGAGAGAUGAUACGGGACGGUUUGUGGUUAAGAUUCCCUUUAAGAACGAAGUUAGCCAAUUAGGCGAAUCGUUUCAUAAUGCUGAACGUCGUUUUUUGUCUUUAAGGCGUAGAUUGAACAAUGAUUUAACAACUAGGGAGUUGUAUGAUGACUUUAUGAAAGAAUACUUACGCCUAGGCCACAUGACUGUGGUGGAGAAAGACGAGCUCGAGCACAUAAAAUAUUACUCGCCCCACCAGUGUGUGCUGCGACCAGAAUCAUCAAGUACAAAAUUACGUGUGGUGUUUGACUGCAGCGCCAAGACAAGCAGUGGAAUGUCGUUGAACGAUGUGAUGAUGAAAGGGCCUGUUGUACAAGAUGACUUGCUGUCCAUAGUGCUACGUUUCAGAUGUUACAAGUAUGGUAUUACUGCUGAUGUUUGUAAAAUGUAUAGGCAGAUGUGGGUAACAGAGGAGGAUGCGAAUUACCAGGCAGUGUUGUGGCAGCCGCCAGAGAGUGAAGCCAUACAGGUAUAUCGCUUAAAGACAAUUACUUAUGGCACCACAUCAGCCCCAUAUUUAGCCACAAGGUGCUUAAACAUGCUGGGAGAAAGCUGUGUCGCAGAAUAUCCUAUGGCGGCUAGAGCAAUAAUGUCCGACUUUUAUAUGGAUGACUUGAUUAGCGGCACUAACAAGGAAAAAGAAAUAUUCGAAUUGUAUCACCAAUUAACAUCAGCAGUGGGUACUGCCCAGCUAAGCUUGAGAAAAUGGUACUCGAACAGCACAAGUUUUUUAGAAAGUUUGGGAUCUUUGGAAAAGGAAAAAACUCUUCGAGUGAAUGAAGCCGAUAUUAUAAAGACCCUUGGAAUAGUCUGGGCCCCAGUUGAAGAUACAUUCCGAUACGUAUGGCCGAUGUUUGAUGUCACAAGGGCAGUAACAAAAAGGAUCGUCCUGUCGGAAUUGGCUAAGUUGUUUGAUCCACUUGGACUUAUUAACCCCGUAAUCGUAAAGGGUAAAAUAUUCAUGCAGGAUAUGUGGAUAUUGAAGUUAAACUGGGAUGAGUCUUUGCCGCUAGAUAUGUAUAAUAAUUGGGUAGAGUAUCGUGGAAAGCUGAAAGGCGUCGAAGAUAUUGCAGUGCCGAGGUAUGUUUUGUCAGAUAAUUUCUGCAGAGUGGAAAUGCAUGGAUUUGCGGAUGCGUCUAAACGCGCCUAUGGUUGCUGCAUUUACAUUCGCACCGUGGCCGAAGAUGGUAGAAUAACUGUCCGCUUGUGGAGUGCAAAAUCGAGAGUGGCGCCGCUGAAGACCCAAUCUUUGCCUCGUUUAGAGUUGCUAGCGGCUGAGUUAUUGUCCGAAUUGGUGUGCAAAACAAAAGCUAAUUUUCCCUUGGAUAUUAAUGGCACUUAUUUAUGGACUGAUUCGGAGAUUGUCCUCGAUUGGCUGAGCGAACAUCCGUCUCAUUGGAACACGUUUAUUGCCAACCGUGUCUCGUCUAUACAAGAACAAUGUAAAACGGCAAUUUGGAGGCAUGUUCCAUCUAAAUUAAAUCCAGCCGACAUAAUAUCAAGAGGUGCGUAUGCAUUUGAACUACAUGACUCUAUUUGGUUUACAGGGCCACAAUUCUUGCUGAAGUAUUAUUGUGAUUGGCCAGUAAAUAAGACAAGACAAAAAAGAUCAGAAGUGGAAGAAGAGAGGGUGCGCUCCCCGGUAAGCUUACUAGUGCAAGCUGAAAAACCAGUUUUUGUCUCAUGGAUGGAAAGACACAGCGAUGUACAAAAAUUACUUAGACUUGUUACGCUCUUGAGAUUUGCUUUCCGAAAACUCAAGCCAGAGAGCGAAUCGUUGGAUGAAAGCCUUAUGCGCAUUGUGUAUGCUUUACAACAACACUACUUUCGGGAGGAAUUUGCCAUACUCUCCAAGCAGAGAGACUUGCCAGCAAGUAGUAAAUAUAAGAGUUUGAGCUUGUUUAUAGAGAAUGAGAACGCUGUGCCUUUGAUCAGGGUGGGUGGUCGGUUGGCGAACGCGAAUCUCCCUUAUGAUUCAAAACACCAAAUACUAUUGCCAACAGACAGCAAGCUAGUAAAGACAUAUGUACGUCACAUUCAUCGAACGCAUUAUCAUGCAAGUACACAGGCUCUUAUGGCAUUACUUAGGCAAAGAUUUUGGAUUCCACAUGCGCGGAAACUAGUACGAUCUGUUGUUGGAAGUUGCCUACACUGUUUCAGAUACAGGCCUAAAGUGUGUAACCAGCUGAUGGGUGACUUGCCUGUCUCCAGAGUCUCGGUGGCCAGGCCAUUCACUGUAAGCGGUGUGGAUUUCUGCGGACCAUUUAUAACAACAGUUAAUCUAAGAGGUGCCCGUACAACGAAAAGUUACGUGGCUGUUUUUAUUUGCUUUUGCACGAAAGCUGUACACAUGGAGGUGGUCUCUGACUUAACAGCUAAAGCAUUCAUUGCAGCGCUGAAGAGGUUUGUCGCUCGCCGUGGUCUGUGCGCACAACUAUUUUGCGACAAUGCGACCAAUUUUGUAGGUGCACGGCGUGAGCUGAAAGAAAUGCGACAAAUAUUCUUCGACCAGCAGGUGCAGAAUAAAAUAUCAGCGUACUGUAUAGCGAAAAACAUUGAGUUCCACCAUAUACCUCCUAGGUCGCCCCAUUUUGGAGGCCUGUGGGAGGCGGCUGUUAAAUCGGCAAAAUAUCAUUUAAACCGUGUGUUUGGAGAAUCUCAUUUAACAUUUGAAGAAUUAUCAACGGUGGUAGCCGAAAUAGAGGCUAUAUUGAAUUCGCGCCCGUUGACAACGAUGUCGAAUGACCCAAAUGAUGAAAGUGUGUUAACACCAGGUCAUUUUUUAACAGGUGGACCGAUCGCCGGCAUUGCAGAGCCAAUAUUGGAUGCCAAAGAAUGGUCGUAUAAAGACAGAUGGCUGCGGGUGUCCGCCAUUCAGCAACACUUCUGGAAGCGUUGGUCAAUGGAGUACCUACACGAGCUUCAACAAAAGGUAAAAUGGACGAAAAAGCAAAAGAAUUUAGAGGUCGGCGAACUGGUGCUGGUUGCAGAAGAUAACUUGCCCCCUAAGCAGUGGCUUUUGGGUAGGGUGGUAAGCGUUCACAAAGAUGCAAAAGUGAUGGUCUACCAAACCGAAACCUCAAUCCAACUUUUUACAGUUCUAUGGAUAAACUCGCUGCAUAUUUUAGCUCACCCGAGUUGGCACCCUGGUGAGGUUUGUGUCCUCAAUAGAGAUGAAGGGAAACCAAUGUGGUUAACAGAGUUGCCUUAUUCACACGAAAACAAAGACCAUUGCUUCGAAAAUUAUCUUCAGACAAAAGAAACUAAAUUAACCAUUAAAACAGAUGACAGUAUGAAUGCAUACGAGGAUGAACGCCUGAAACAUUGCGAUAACCCGAAGGACGAUCAUUUCUAA
This is a messenger RNA of Stomoxys calcitrans (stable fly), 5400 nucleotides long. RefSeq lists its product as uncharacterized. Gene Ontology annotation, biological process: DNA integration. The transcript is spliced from 3 exons. Gene Ontology annotation, molecular function: nucleic acid binding. The coding region runs from base 1 to 5400 and encodes 1799 amino acids. The record is from RefSeq and is a predicted model, not a curated record. NCBI's taxonomy places the organism in Eukaryota, Metazoa, Arthropoda, Insecta, Diptera, Muscidae.